AUGGGCCGUAAGAAAGGAAAGGCCAACGCGGCCCAGAACGAGACCCAGAACGGGACCCAGAACGAGACCCAGAACACGACCCAGAACGAGACCCAGAACACGACCCAGAACGAGACCCAGAACACGACCCAGAACGAGACCCAGAACACGACCCAGAACGAGACCCAGAACACGACCCAGAACACGACCCAGAACACGACCCAGAACGAGACCCAGAACACGACCCAACGGCAAGCACGGGAUAUUCAGACACCCGUCUCAGACCGUGAAGGGUCCCACGACGUGGAGAAGCAAAGAUCGGAACCAUCGAUUACGGAAGUGAAAGCACGGGACAUUCAGACACCCGUCUCAGACCGUGAAGGGUCCCACGACGUGGAGAAGCAAAGAUCGGAACAAUCGAUUACGGAAGUGAAAGCGACUCCCCAGCAGACGAGGUUUGCCAGAAGUCCGACUCGGGCGGGUGACUUCGCUCCAAAUGCAGGCGACCACCACUCGGAUGAUGCAACAGACGUUGAUAUUGAUGAUGCAUCUGAGCAGGAUGCCCCAGUCGAGAGCGAGCUGGAGCCUAUCAGCAGUUGGGUCAAGAAGAUCAUCCGUAGUGAAACUUUAGCGCAGUCCGACAAGAUGGUUGAGCAGUUCUUCACGGCCAAUAAACCCCAGUUUGCAGAAUGUGAGCAAUUCUUCCAAAGGCUCAAUCAGCAGAUCCGGGCGGCCAACGCAGAGCACAUGGUGGAUAACGUUGACACCGGCGUCAUCCCCGAAACCGGCUAUAACGGUCUCUGUCAAACUUGGCAACAAGCGGCCAACUGGGCCGUCGCAAGAAGCUCCCCGCAAGACUUCUGGGAGGCUUUCAAUACGACCCAUGAUCUCCUCAAUACUUUCAACAAGAGAUACCACCUUCCACAGAGUUGGAACAUCAGUGAAGCGUGGGCGGAAAAACUGAUUGGAGCCCCGAACCCGGACCCCCGGAAAGACCUGGAAGCCGAUUUCGCCAGCGAUCAUCUGAGCAUCAAAUCGGAUGUUGUCGCUGAAGAAAGCAGUGUUUCGGGACUCGAUGCCUUGGAGGCAAGGGCAGUCAAACAGCAGCGCCAAUCGAAAUCGGCGGAAGUCUUAUACUGGUGGCCCAAAGGAACAGGGUCACAGAUAUUUGUGCGCUACGGAGGCCAGAAGGCACCUAUAUAUCGAAUUCGCGCUGGUUCGCAUGAACCCUACGACAAGACUCAGGUGAAGCGAGUCCUGACCUCACAGGCUCGAGGAACAGCUAAAGUAACGGGGACUAAGAAUGGGUUUCCCGAGGAAUUCUGGAAAUACAAAAGAGAAGAUGUGAAAGACUUGAUUGGCGUGGGUUGGAAGAUAGAAGAUGACGACGAAGAGGGAUUGAACCCGCUCAGUUAUCUCCAGCCCGCAAAGAGAGCUAUUUAUCCUCAAACUCGUUGUCUGGUAAAGUGGAAGGAUGGUAUCACGACACUGGAAGGGCGAGCCUUUCUCCGUCGUAUCACCCAUGGCUCAGCGCUAGAUGGUGACCGAGUGAUAUACCAAAAGGCCGCCGAACUUGAGAGUGCUUACCGAAAAACACAAGGCCUCGAGGAGCGGGAGGAUGUCGACGAGGAGGACCACAUAGACGACACUGAGAGUGAUGCGUCUUCCGACUCAGCGAGUUCGCUCCACAAUAAACCUCGAAGAGAACCAGUGUACUCUUCUAAAGCUCCAAAGAAGACUAAAAAUCAUCGGCGCUACGAGGACAGCAGUAGCAGUGAUGCGGAGAGCCUUGCCUCGCGAGUUUCGUCCUCAAGAAGACACCGCGGUGGAGCAGCCUCUUACCGUCAACCAGGACGAGGGAAGUCUGAGAGCCACGAAGCUACGAUCCGGAAGCUUGAGCAAGAGAUCGCACGACUCAAGAUGGGAAAACCAUCAAAGGGUUAUCGCAAGGUGCACUGA
Messenger RNA from Penicillium chermesinum, 1938 nucleotides. RefSeq lists its product as uncharacterized. Bases 1 to 1938 code for a protein of 645 amino acids. The transcript has a single exon. The record is from RefSeq and is a predicted model, not a curated record. Lineage: Eukaryota; Fungi; Ascomycota; Eurotiomycetes; Eurotiales; Aspergillaceae.